AUAUCUGUAACGCGUUUCAUCCAACACAAAAUUCAUGAUAACACCACGUGGAGCCGUGAUGCUGUAUUAUCAACAUCAAACCAGUAGUGAUACCUGUUAAAACACGUGUAAACUAAACUUUUCGCUUGCUCGCCAAGUAACAGUCGCUCAAUUUCUCAUGGCGUCGUCGGUUAGAAACCUGCUCCACCACCGAUCACCUGUAUACCAGAUCAGUGUUAUCCACAACAAUACAACAAGGUUGUUAUUGGUUAGAUGUUGAAACGUGAUUAGUAGAGAGAAAAUGAGAGAGAGACGAAAAUUUCUCAGGGUCAAACCGGUCUCAUCAGAGUUUUUAGGAGAAACGCGAACCAGUUUAGGCUGAUUAUAAUUCAACGUUCCAGCAGUUACAAGUUGCGAACCCAGCGAAUAUCCCUUCCCCGUACUGUGAUGUAUAAUAUUAUGCAAUCACUUUUAUACCUGGAGAACCUUUGACAUUUUUGCGCGCGCGCGCGCGAACAAACGACGAGCGUGUUAUGGCGGUCACGUGGACUGUGAGUGUCGGGUUUCGAGGUUAGUCUUUGUUUGAAAUUCGUUAUUAAGGGUGUUGUUGAAGUGAGGAAGAUGAACGCUGAUGGGUCUGACAGCGAGAGCUCGGACAGUAGUAACGAGUUUAUGGUAGCCCCGGAUAAGCUGAAGUCAAUAUCGCCGUUUUUCACAAAACCUACUCGAAAAACAGCGAGCGCACCAAAGAAGCUCGAAAGUUCGGAGGAGUCGGAUUUUGAUUACGAAAAUGAAUCCCACGGUAACAAUGAUGACCUCAUGGCUCAGGUCCUCAAGAACCUUGAGGCGACGAAGAAAAGUCAAGCGAUUCAAUCUGAUCAGAGCAGCGCGGAAAAACCUGAAAAUACCAAACCAGUGAAAAAAGAACUCACCAACGAAAUAGCUGAUCUUCUACUCUUGGGAGAAACUGGAGCGACAGCUUCAACUGCGGAGCAAGAUCAGGACGAGCCGGACGAAGAAGGACCAGCUGAAGACUCCGCUCCGUCUAACUACAGUAUUCCAAAAGAAGGGGUAAAGAUAACCCUGGUCGAUUCGAAACUGAUUUUCAAUCAGAGGAAGAAGAAGAAACAGGAAACGCUUGAAGAUUUGUUGAAAAAGAAAUUGAAUCAACAGCUUAGGUCCAAUCAAGUAUUGAUACACAAAGUAGGACUCCUCUGUUGGAUGGCGCACGGUUUUUACGUAAACAAGCAAAUUAACAAUCCGAUAUUACUUGCAGCUGCACUAAAAUUGGCACCAAAAAACUGCUACCCAAAAGGCAGGGUUGAUCUGUCUUAUCUUGAAAAAAUCACCAAAUGGUUUCAAGGUGUGUUUACGUUUCCUACGGGCAAGCCAGAGUCCGGCAUUACGACGCUGAAUUUAUUGAGGAGACUCAAAGACAAAGAGAUCCACAAUUAUCAAGAACUCGUAUUACUCUACGUAGCAACGCUAAGAGCCUUGGGGCUGACCUGUCGCUUGGUUAUAUCCCUGCAACCCCCGGCUCUUAAAGUAACAAAAGAGCAGCUCAUCGCCCCAGAGUCUUCCAAAGUGAAAGAUGCAAAGGUAAAAAAGGAACCGAAAAAAGAAACGGCCACCAGAAGCCCAAAAAUAUCACAAGAAAUGAAAAUUCCUGGACAAGAAACGGAAAAAGGAAAUAUAUCAGCCAGGCUUCGCAAAGCCACUGAGGCCAGGAGAAGGGCAGCUGAAAUUCUAAAAAGAAAAAAAAGUACGAAUUCAGAUUCUGCGGAGGAUGUUAAACCACCAGCUAAAAAAUUGAGAUCAAGAACGGUGGCUGCCGCGAUACCCGUUGACAAGAAGGGCAAAAGGAACUCUGAUAAAGUGAAAAACGACAAAGAGGUGACUGAAAAAGGUGGAAGAAGUUUAAGGUCGCGGGCAAAAACAGCUGACAAGCAUUGGCCAAAAGAUGAGGAUACGGAUGACGACGAUGAUGAUGAUGAUGAAUACAAAAUGGAUGAUGAUAAGGAGGAGAAUGAGGAUGGCGAGGAAGAUACGGAUGAUGAACCAUUUGAAAAAACUCACAGGUCAAAGCACAAAGCAUCAGCUUCCAAGCAGCGUUCUCGCAGUCAGAAUAAAAACACUGCAUCUAAAAUUAAAAAACAGUCAAAUACAGGUUCAAGGAGGAGCUCAACCGCCAGGAAACUGAUAUCGUCUGAUGAAGAUGAUGAAGAGAACAAUGAGAAGCCAAAGAAAGUGAAAAACACAAGGGAUAUGUGGGCAGAAGUUUAUGUUGAAUGCGAGGAAAAUUGGAUAAGUGUCAGCGUACCAGAUGCAAAAAUUCAUUGCAUUGCCGAGCUAUACAAAAAUGCUACGGAUCCAGUGCUGUACGUCAUGGCCUUGAAUUCUGAGGGUCGAAUCAAGGAUGUAACACGCCGAUAUUGUCCCCACUGGCUGACCGUGACCCGCAAACAACGGAUCGAUGAAAAGUGGUGGCUGGAAGCUCACACUCCUUGGAAAGAACCUGAAACAGCCUUAACAAAAGCAGAGGAUGAGAUGCUCAAGCAAAAGGAACUGGAACAACCCCUACCAAAGACAGUUUCGGAGUGCAAAGGUCAUCCUCUGUACGUUCUGCCCAGACAUCUUCUCAAAUUUGAAGCCUUUUACCCGCCGGAUGUCGUUCCACUUGGCUACGUUCGUGGCGAGCCUAUAUACUCUCGUCAUUGUGUUCACACAUUGCGCUCCCGCGAAACGUGGAUCAAAAGCGCUAGGGUAGUGAAACCAGGAGAGAAUUGCUACAAAGUUGUUAAAGCAAGACCAAAAUAUGAUAAGCUUUCAGGUGCCAGGCUGAAGGAUGAGUCUCUGGAAGUAUUUGGAAAAUGGCAGACAGAUCCGUACGUUCCACCAGAAGCCAAGGAUGGGAUUGUGCCUCGGAAUGAAUAUGGAAAUGUGGAUUUAUUCAAACAGUGUAUGUUGCCUAAAGGAACUGUUCACAUUCAGCUUCCAGCACUGAACCGCAUUGCAAGAAAGUUGGACAUUGAUUGUGCUCCAGCUGUGGUGGGCUUCAAUUUCGGAGGACAUGGGGCGCUGCCUGCUUUUGAUGGAUUUAUUGUCUGUGAGGAGUUUGAAGAUGUUUUACGGGAGGCUUGGGAAGUGGAACAAGCAGAGGCAGAUAAGCGUGCCAGAGAGAAAUACGAGAAGAGGGUUUACGGAAAUUGGAGGAAGUUGAUUAAAGCUGUUUUCAUCAGAGAACGACUAACAGCUAAAUAUGAUUUUAAUGCUGACGAAGAAAAAGAAAAAUCCAGCACAUCCAAUAAGCAAACGAACAAACGGGUAAAACAAACCAAAGUUGGUGGGAAAAAAACAAAGGUUGACAAAAAAAAAUAGAUCAUAAGUAAACGUGUCAGCUCGUUGAUCAUUGCGGCACUUUUCAAAGAUUACGAGAAAAAUUCAAUUAUUUUCCUCCACACCUUUACCGCCAAAGUAUUUUUAAAAGUCACAAAUUACUUUUCCGUACUUCGGCAUUCUAUAUUGUUAAAUUCUAUAAAUUAAACUUUAAAAACUUUAAAAGUUCGAUAUUGUGGCCCUUAUAUGUUUUGAUCUUUCUAUUUGUUUACCCUGACCUUGUCAUAGUCUGUAAAUAUCAUUAAAAAUGGUCUUCUUUUUUUUACCUCAACGUCUUCUAUAACUCAUAGUUUGUAAAACACAGUUAUCAAGUAUGUAUAGAAAUAGCUGGGUAUUGAAGAAACAUGCGCCACGAAUGUUUUCUUGUUCUUUUCACCAAUGUGGUUUGAAGAUACACCGCAAGCAUCAAUCACUAUUGAAUGCCAAUUAUUCGAGUGCUGCCUGUUCCAGUUAUGUAGUUAUAUAAGCACAAUAAUAUCGACUGGUAUUCUUCUGAUUUGUUUUUAGCUUGAAUUUCAAACAGAUUUUACAAUAUAACGGCUAUAUCUUUCUUAGAAUUAUGCUCAACACUUUCAUUCUAAGACAAUUAUGCGAAAUUAAGUAAUACUUUGUCCGUUGUACAAUCUUUCCUGAAUUCAUCAUUGAUACAGUUGACAUGCUGUGUGCAUGUACUUGGUAUUAAACAAAUAAAUACAUGUAAUUCACUAACACCUCGUAUAUUUCUCAUAUUACCACGUCUCCAUAAAAAUUACCCAACGACAAGAAUAGCUUUAAAAAACCGCUCUUGCCUCAUUACUAAGUAGUAUAUUUAUAACUUUAACACGUAUUGUGACAUAUGGUAAUUCAGAAAACAAAUGUCAUUUUUGGGCUGAAAAUAAUGCAGGCACAGUGGAAAUUUUUCCACGUGAAUAGAAAUGAUGUUUUAAAUAAACACCGUAAUAGAAAUGGAAAACAUCAGACUAAAGAGUGUACAUUUUAUUACACUUAUAUAUUCGGUCUAGAUUAGUUAACAACAAUUAUUCACAUUUCCCUAUACAAAUACACAUACUUACACAUUCUAUAUUUAAUUAAUAUAAUAACGAGACUAACUGCAAUACGUCAUCAAUCGUUUACACAGCCUAAUAAACUUGUAAGUAGUAAAAUAUCAUCUAAUCGAGUAACGCUUGCGAAUCGCGUUCAUGUAUCACAUAAAGUAAAUUGUUUAAUACAGCACGUUUUUGAAGCCAGUAAUAACCCAAAUACCAUCAAUUCUUACUAGCAUAAUUUAACCGUCGACACUGAUUGUGUGUAUUGUUAUUAAUGCUUGAUAUAAAGACUUAUUGAACUAUUUCACAGCUAUUUCGAAUAACUGACAGUUGUCAAAGCAUAAAUUUUUUAUUAACAUACUCGGAAUUCGGAUUCCGAAUAAAUAUUUCAAUGAGCUUUCACGCUUCUUGACUCUAAUCAUGAAUUUAUGAAUUUCAAGUUUAAAGUACAUUGUCAAACUGAUUGAUAAUCUAUGUAUAUGCACAGUACUGAGCAUGCAUUGAACAAGUACGCGUUUCUAUUUUAGGGAGACCAAAUCGACUAUUUCUUUCAAUAUUUUCUCAUAUAAUAAUAAUUUCGAGUUUGAAUAUUGAGUUGAUGUAUAGUAAAAUUUAUGUGUUAAAUUUUAUAUAACAUAUUAAGUUUAGAGAUCUAUAUUACUAGAGAUAGAAAAAUAUUUUAGUGACAAGUUUGAGAUUCUGGCUAACAAACAGCUCAUUUAAUACAUUCUAAGUAGAAUCCGCUUUUGGUAAAUUAUCUUAUUCAAUAGAAAAUGGAAUAACCGUCAGAGUUCCAAUCAUGAAAGUUGCCUUGUUCUCUAAUUGCUUAUGAAGAACAAUAUUUACGGUUUACUUUUUUAAAUUGAAACAUAACUUUAUACUGUCAUAAGUUCUAUCCCAUCUACAUCAAAGUAACACAAUAGUUUAUCUAAUACAAUAGACGCUCGAUUUAAUCAUAUGUAUUUCAUACAUCAAAGCAACAAGGAUAUAUUUGAUCCAAACAAAGCUUCCAAUCCUUACUAAGGUGGCACCAUCGCGAAAUUUGACUCGUUUGUAGUAAAAUCGUAAGACAGUGUAAAAUCAAUCAGUGAUAAGUAGAACUUACUCCAACAGUCUUGUAGAGCUGGAGGUAAAAAAAAAAAAAAAAAGAAACGUAACACAGAUUUGUUUUGGAAUACCCUAAUACAUGUGCCGAAACAUCACCAUUUAGGUAAAAUUGUCGAGUUCCAUAUUGAAGGCAUCACUAGAUCCGAUAACUGAACGCUACUCCGAACACCUCAACUUAUGAUCCAUGCGGCCACUUAAAUGCUAUAUCAUUUCGACCCUGAACAGUUCAUUAUCAGUCUUAGUACACCAUUUGCUUGUAAAAUCAUGAAUUAACAUGAUUGCAUAUUUAUAUGACGGGUAGCAAACGGUUUAAGGUUGUUCAAUUGAAUUGCACCACUGCAACGUUACAUAAGCCACCUCUAGUACCACGAACAUUACAUGAGCCACGACCAGUAAUGUGUUCGACUGAAAUGCCUUCGGUUUCACUAUUCAUUAAUAACAAGUAAUUUGAAUAAUUUUACAUCAGCUAAGAAGCUUAAACCACAGUCGUAAAUUUCCAAUUGGAAAAGAUAAAUUAAUACCAACGAAAGGAAAUGUUUCAGUUAUCUCAGAAUUAUGGUUCUACCAUAUAUCACAGAGCUGGCACUGGGAAACAGAAUAUUCCCACCUAUAUCUCUUUGUGGACUAAUAAUUUCAUUGAUACAUGACAACGAAAACUCAUGCCUAUUCUUUGUUACACUUUUAAUUCAAACAACGGUAUUCGCAAAAUUACAUAGCUUCGUACGAAAUACGAACCACCCAGUAUACUAAUUGCCUAAUACAGAAUUCCAAGUUGUAAAGUUAAAUUGACCUAAAUACGACCAGCAAACAAGACUCGUAUUUAACCUAAUCCGAAAAACGUGCUAAACUAAUUAUACUGUUGAUAUCCAUAUCCCGUAAUUAUAAUGCACCUCCUAGAUUCCAGAAUACGAAAUUCCCUUGUUACCCUCUAUUCGUUUCUAGAUCACGAAUAUAAUUGAUUUCCUGCCAUUGUAAGAAUCAGCCAACACUUCAACGACUGUAGCAACUAAUA
Messenger RNA from Neodiprion virginianus, 6519 nucleotides. RefSeq names its product DNA repair protein complementing XP-C cells homolog (gene Xpc). The record is from RefSeq and is a predicted model, not a curated record. Lineage: Eukaryota; Metazoa; Arthropoda; Insecta; Hymenoptera; Diprionidae. Bases 601 to 3357 code for a protein of 918 amino acids. The transcript is spliced from 5 exons. Gene Ontology annotation, biological process: mismatch repair; nucleotide-excision repair. Gene Ontology annotation, molecular function: damaged DNA binding; single-stranded DNA binding. Gene Ontology annotation, cellular component: XPC complex; cytoplasm; nucleus.